AUGCCACCGCCGACGCGCGUCUGUGUGCGUUGUAAGUCCACAAAGUCCAAGUGCGUCAACUUCGACCCGGGCCAAUGGCCCGACGGCCCCAUCGCCCGCAAGUGCGACCGCUGUGCCCGGCUCGGCUUUGACUGCGUGCCCGCGCCGUCGGCCGUCCCCAAGCCGAGGGCGCCGCGCAAGGCCAAGACCGCAGCCGGGGGCGGACUCCUCCUCAAUGUCGCCCCGAGUCCACUCGUGACUCGCGCGCUGCAGCAGAUCCCCGGCACCACAACCUCCUCCGCGACAGAGACCCUCUCGUACGUCCUCUCGCCGGGCGCAUCGCCGCUCGCGGCUCGGCGCGCGCCGCCCCGCGAUGGCCGUAUGCCCGUGGCGGCGAUGCCCACCGCUCUGCUUUGGGGCGACGAACACCCUUCCCCUCCCUUGCUGCUCUUUGCGCAGGUGCGCGUGCGGCGCGACGGCGUGGCCAGCUUCCACGCCAACGAGGCUCCCAGUGUGGUAUCCCAGUGUGGCGCGCUCCUCAUCCUGCACGGCGGGCGCUACUUCGUCGGGCUCGUCGAGCUCUCCGCCGCCGCCUACCCGCCCGCCUCCUCCCUCGCCUCCCUCCCCUCCGCCUCCGACCCGCCCCCGACGCCAGGCCCGACGCCAGGCCCAGAGCCAGGCCCGCGCGACUCCGCCCUCUCGGAGUUAGCCUUGUCUCGCCUCACUGCGAUGACUCAAGAGUACUCGCAGCGGCGAGGCCACUGCGAGGUCGCGACAGGCAUCGCAGGCAGAGAGAGCCUCGCCGGCCCGUUUGCGAACGACCUGAACGACGAGGCGCUCACCUCCGCCUCCGCCUCCGCCUCCGCCUUCGCCUUCGCCUCCGCCUCCCUCGACAGCGGCGUGAGCCCCGCCAAGCGGUUCUGCCUGCCAAACGGUGCUGCUCUCACACCCAGCAAAGCCGCGGGGGUGCACACGCGAGCACGAGGCUCGGACACGGGCGACGAGGGAGAGAGGGGGGAGGAGCCGGACCUGCAGCUGGACCUGCAGCCGGGCUCAACCGAGCCGGACUGUGUGCUCGACGAGAUAGCGGCGCUGUGGUUUGACCUGGGCGAGCAGAUCCCGGGAGGGGAGGAGGGGGAUCGCCGCGCCUCGAGGCUCUCGGCGCGUCCGCUCAGCGCAGACGACAUCAUCACCCGCGUCAGCACAGACGACAUCGACGCCCACCCCGCGGGAGGCGAGGGAGGGUGGGCAGGCCCUUUCGAGCCGCCCGCCUGGCGCGUCCAAGACUUGCUCGAUGCCGCGGCCGCGGCACUGGCCGAGGAGAGCGGGGCGGGCUCAGCGGAGGGGGCGGGCGGGAGAGGGGGCUGGGCGGCCUUUCUGCGCGAUCCGUCGUCGUGGGCGACGGAGAUGCGCGGGCUGGUGAAGCGGCUCUCGGACCCGCUGGUUGGCGGCUCGCAGGGUUCACGAGGCUGGGCAGCAUUCAGCGGAGUUUAG
Molecule: messenger RNA, 1473 nt
Organism: Emiliania huxleyi CCMP1516
Lineage: Eukaryota; Haptophyta; Isochrysidales; Noelaerhabdaceae
Exons: 9
Coding region: 1-1473 (490 amino acids)
Biological process (GO): regulation of DNA-templated transcription
Molecular function (GO): DNA-binding transcription factor activity, RNA polymerase II-specific; zinc ion binding
Source: RefSeq, a predicted model, not a curated record